Molecule: messenger RNA, 1961 nt
Organism: Paramacrobiotus metropolitanus
Lineage: Eukaryota; Metazoa; Tardigrada; Eutardigrada; Parachela; Macrobiotidae
Exons: 3
Coding region: 366-1592 (408 amino acids)
Source: RefSeq, a predicted model, not a curated record
ACUGCGUAGUCAGUGGUUUUUCGCGCUCAACCGAGCUUUUUCUGUUUUUCGACCGAUUUUGAGGAUGCUGGCUUGUCACUUCUUAUCGUUUAUCAGGUGUGUGUUAUCAAGCGUAGUGUUGAAUUGUCAGCUUCUUGUGCGGUAAGACAAGAUGUUGUGGCUGUUCAUCCCAUUGGGCCUCCUUUUGGCUAACAGCUAACUGGAAGAUUCGUUCGCAUACGUCAUGAUACGCGGAUUGGGGGAUUCUCUGGCGCCUGCAUAGUUUGACUGGGAGCGAAAUUGUCGAAAGUUGUUGCAUCUUCCAGUGCAAAUUAAGAUUUAAGAACGUCAAAUUUCGUUGGUCUUACUUUACGGAUAUCUCUGGAAUGAAGCCAAACCCUGGCGAAACAGCGUCUCGGGCACGUGAUCCAUUGGAGGCUUCUCCCAACAAAUGUGACAAAAAGGCGGACCGGUCCUCCAGCGAUAAGGACAGCGUCAGCUGCGGCGUGGAAUAUGAAGUGGAAUCGAUUGUCGAUCAUCGGGUGGGAAAUGAUGGAGAGUGGGUAUUUCGCGUGAAAUGGCUUCACUGGCCGGAGGAGUCCAAUACGGACGAGCCACUGCAGCAUUUAGCAGGCUCGUCGGAAGUGCUGAGCGAAUAUUUGCGCAGACAUGAACUGGAACUGAAAACGGAUAAAAAGACCAAUCUGCUCUCUGUAGUAAAAUCAGCAACGUCUGCUGAAAAGAAGAAGGAUGCGCCGAUGCUGCCAAAAAUUGUGCCAUUAGCAGAAUCCAAGUUACAGAGUGGAGACAAAGCGACAAAGAGCGAUGAUGUGGGACAGGCCAAUAAGAAAAAAAAUCCGCCGUCGCUACCAAAAACUUUAGCAUCGAAGGAGCUGAAGGCAAAACCUGGCGAUAAAGCUAAGAAGAGCGGGGAUGGGAAAAUCCAGUCGGUCGCGUCGGCAGUUAGCACUCCCGUCCUGAGUAAGGGGAUUCCCUUACAGCGAUUUAACAAAAACGAGUUUCUCAAGCCGACGUCCAACAAUACGAAAAAAACAUCCCCGUCUCCGAGGGCGACAAAGAAGCCGGCUUCUCCAAAGAAAAACGGGAAGGAUCUACCGUCACCCAAAGCAGUGAACGUAAUCUCACUAGCAGCACCCAGUUUUCAACGAAAAAUAAUCCCCUUGCGUAGAGAAUCGACUUCCGUCAGUUUAUCUCCGACUCCACCACCGGUUGCUGUUCAAAAGGAUAGCAAAGUGACGAACGUGCAGCUUAUCCGAUCCAAAGCCCCAGCUAAAACGACUAAGCGCACCACCACAGCUGUUAGCAACGACAGCGAUGACGAGUUCGAUGAAUACACCAUAGAGGAUCCAGUGUUACUGAAACGGGAAUGCGGUCUAGCACUGGGCCUAACUGCUGAGAAGAUCCUGGGCGUUGCCGAUCUAGCGGAGAAACCGUUACGCUACAUCGUCAAAUGGGAGGGCACUAAUAUUCUGGAACCUGUACCAGGAAAGGACUUGCUAGAGGAAGACCCGCAAAUGCUGAUGGACUACUUUGAAUCGCGCCUGAUUGACAAGAGUCUUUGUCCGCCAGGGAUCAAGCGUUCUAAGCGGUAGAAAAUGCUGCUAGUGUGUUUGCUCAGUUUUUUUGUAUAGGUUUUUGAAUCUUCUUUGUUUUUUGUUAUUCGUUUUAAUGAGUCUAGAAUCUGGAUGCUUUGGAGUUGUUCUCCAGUUGAUCCGUUAUCGCGUUGUGCAUGCCCUUCAAUGAUGAUUUUACCUCCGACGUUUUAGUUCUAUAAUUUUGUUCUUAUGCAAUACUUUCGCAAUGCAAAGUGCAACAAUAAUGUUUAGCAGUUAAUGUUCGUUGAUCGCCUUCGUGCGAUGAAUUCCGGAUCCUUUGAUCCUAAUAUUGUACGGACCAGUAGAUCUUAUGUUUGACAUGUUGUUGAUGGUUUAUUGCUAAUGCUGACAUCAGGUUUGAAUAAA